Messenger RNA from Actinia tenebrosa (Australian red waratah sea anemone), 1352 nucleotides. Its product is annotated as DNA polymerase delta subunit 2. Gene Ontology annotation, molecular function: DNA binding. Lineage: Eukaryota; Metazoa; Cnidaria; Anthozoa; Actiniaria; Actiniidae. Gene Ontology annotation, cellular component: delta DNA polymerase complex. The record is from RefSeq and is a predicted model, not a curated record. Gene Ontology annotation, biological process: DNA strand elongation involved in DNA replication; DNA replication.
AACAAGGGGCUAGUGAAAUAAACAAGUUGGAAGAAGUGAAAUGAACUAAGGUGGUUUUACAAUGUUUAAUUCUGGAAAAAUCGACUCAAAAUCUCCGAUCAAUGCUGAAGUUCUUCUUUCUGAGCCAAGCUCGGGCUGUGAUGGGAUCGAAGAGAGUGAAYGCCUUGAAAGAGCGAGUUGUUCGUACUCGAACCAAAGUGAAAGAUUUCGACUAAAAGAGAGAGCAUAUCGUAGGCAGUAUGCACAGUUAUACGCUGUGCGUCUGAUGACCAUGAGAAAGAAAUUAGCAGCUGCUGCAAGGAGGACAUGGGGGAGCUCAAUGCCCAUWAAGAAGUUAUCUGAGCUGAAGCUGGAAGAAGAGUGUAUCAUWGUUGGCACAUUCUUCAAGAAGAUGGAAAUUAAACCCUCUAUUUUGAAGGAAAUAAGUGCAGAGGAAAACUUGCUUAUUCAACCUGUUAGAGAUAAAUAUACAGAUGAUGAAGAUGAACUAGUAAUGGAAGACGAGACGCAGAGGGUAGCAUUGACAGGGAAUAUAGAAGUGGGAACAUCAAUCAGUGGGACGAUUGUUGCAUUGAAGGGCCAUACAACAGAGAAUGGUAAAUUUGAUGUGGAGAGUGUUUGCUAUAGCGGUCUUCCAUACCAAACUGCUCCUGAUCUUGAUGAGCCAAUGGCUAAUGGUGAAGACAGAUAUUUUGUUCUAAUAUCAGGCCUCGGGUUUGGUAGCGAACACCAAGACAUGCUGAGUCUUCAGAUGCUCUCAGACUUGAUUACUGGAGAGCUCGGUAGCAUCCAGGACCAAGAAUCCAGUUCUAAGAUUGCACGAGUGAUCCUUGCUGGUAAUUCUUUGAGUGAAUCCACACAAGACAAAGAAAGUGAAACAAAGGCAAAGUACUUGACACGAAAUGUUGUUGCUGGUACUGUAGAGGCUGUAAAAGAACUUGACGACUUYCUGUGUCAGCUUGUGGAGUGCGUUCCUGUGGACCUCAUGCCUGGAGAGUUUGACCCCACYAAUCAUAACUUACCUCAGCAAGCCCUUCAUCCUUGUAUGUUCCCAAAAGCAGUUGCCUACCCAACYAUGCAAGGCGUCACAAACCCUUAUGAGGCCAUUAUUGGUGGAGUAAGAGUACUUGGCACAUCAGGACAAAAUGUCAAUGAUAUUUAUCGUAUGACCAGCCUUGAUGACAAGAUGGAGAUCUUAGAGAAAAGCAUCAUAAGUGGUCAUAUUGCUCCUACGGCACCUGACACGUUAGGUUGCUAUCCUUAUUAUGAUCAAGAUCCAUUCAUACUGGAUAAAUGCCCUCAUAUUUACUUUGUUGGAAACCAGCCAAAGUUUCAAAGCAAAGUCUUGAUGG